Messenger RNA from Megalops cyprinoides (Indo-Pacific tarpon), 4085 nucleotides. It is a transcript of the gene nlrc3, whose product is annotated as NLR family, CARD domain containing 3. NCBI's taxonomy places the organism in Eukaryota, Metazoa, Chordata, Actinopteri, Elopiformes, Megalopidae. The record is from RefSeq and is a predicted model, not a curated record. The transcript is spliced from 19 exons. Gene Ontology annotation, biological process: regulation of apoptotic process; negative regulation of canonical NF-kappaB signal transduction. Gene Ontology annotation, molecular function: protein binding. Gene Ontology annotation, cellular component: cytosol. The coding region runs from base 193 to 3582 and encodes 1129 amino acids.
UCUCCUUUCCCAUACACCUAUCUUUCCAAAUGUGAGGAAAGAAAUAGGUUAUUGGUAGGGUUUUUUGGCCUCCUCUGAGAGGCUGCCGUUAAAGGACGUAGCCGUGGAGGAUAUGCACCUGCAGACUUUUCAAAGAGGAGCGCAACUGCCUUGGAGCAAUGGAUAAAGGCUGACGGGCAUGCAUUUUGUUAAAUGGAGAGAGACACCCUGAGCAAUUUCACCCUGGAUUCCAACAGGCGGAUAGCAUGGCAAGAGGACUGUUAUAUUGACCUGCAGUCCGAUGCCUCUUGCCCGCACACAAAGAUGAAGACAGAAGGUGUUUGGAUACAAAAAUACCGCAAGCAGCUGCUGCGGUCCAUUUCCGGCCCUUUCCUGGAGAACAUCGUGGCCCACAUGAGGAAACUGGACCUUCUGAGUCGGGACGAGGUCUCGACCAUACAGACCAAGAGCCAGCUGCCGGAGAAGCUGCGUGCUGUCAUCGACAUCCUGCUCAGCAAGGGCCCGCAGGCCUCCGAAUCACUCCAGGCCUUCAUUGAGAACACCAACUCCCAGCUCUACCUGCUCAUCACGCUUCAGGAUCCAAUGGUGCAGAAGCACGUGGAGGCCCUGCAGACCCGUUAUGGAGGUUGGCCAGAAGGCCUGGUGCUGAGGAGACCAUCCUCAGACAGCUUUGCCAACCUGCUGCUGGUGGAGGGACUUUCAGACUUGCAGCAGAAGGAGCACGAUGCUAUGCAGAUUGAGGCCACAAAAGGCAUGGGGAGGCACCAUGCCAGACAGCUGGCUCUGGAAAAGCUGCUGCAGCCCCUCACCCGUGUCAGUAUGCCUCCCCGCAUCUUGCUCACAGUUGGAGUGGCUGGGAUUGGGAAGAGCACCCUAGUCCGCCACUUUGUCCAGCUAUGGUCUAACGGGGAGAUUUGCCAGGAUGUGAGCUUUGUCUUCCCCUUUUCUUUCUGGGAGCUCAAUGCCUUUGAAAAGCUGUCAGCCGAGCGAUUGGUGAAGCAGGCCUACCCCCACGUGACUAAUCUGAGCAAUGUCUUCAAUGGGACCUCUCGGGUCCUGCUGAUCUUUGAUGGGCUGGAUGAGUUCAAGUGCCCACUGGACUUCUCAGAGGCUCUGACUUGCACGGACCCAAAAAAGGAGGUUUCGGUGGACAACCUGAUCACCAACAUCGUGCGAGGAAACCUGCUCCCUGAUGCCUCUGUCUGGCUGACUUCUAGGCCCACUGUGGCUGCCCAGAUACCCGGAGGUCUGGUGGACAGAAUGACCGAGAUACCAGGGUUUGGAUACAAAGAAAUACAGGAUUUUCUGCGUAGCAUGUUCCUGGAUGAGGACCUUGUGGGCCACAUAUGGAACCACUUAAAGUCCAACAAGAUUUUCUUAGUGAUGUCUUAUGUGCCUUGUAUUUGCUGGAUUGUUGCCUCUACUGUUGGUUUCCUCAUCAACAGUGGCUCACAAGACUGCUUACCAAGGACCUGGACAGAGCUCUACUCUUACUUCUUUAAGAUGAUGGUAGAGGGAGACUCAAAGGAGCCCCUGAAGAUAGAGCAGGCCUAUGGAAGCAGCCGGAAGAUGAUGGGCAGCUUGGGGCGGCUGGCAUUCUAUGGACUAAUCAAGCGGAAGUUUACCUUCUAUGAGCAGGAUAUGAAAGCUAAUAGCAUUGACCUGCCCUCACUUCACAGUGGCCUCAGCAGCCGUAUCCUAGUAAAGCAGGAGUCUGCAGCAAGCACAGCCUACUGCUUCAUCCACCUCAGCAUCCAGGAGUUCCUAGCUGCCACUUACUACUACACAGCCUCCAGACGGGCCAUCUUUGACCUCUUCACAGAGAGUGGCAUGUCUUGGCCAAAGAUUGGAUUCCAGAACCACUUCAAGAAUGCCCUUCAGCGGUCACAGCAAUCAGAGGACGGUCAGCUGGACAUGUUUGCACGCUUCCUGUCUGGCUUGCUCUCCCCACUGGUGGCCAAGCCUCUCUCUGGGCUGCUGCCGUUUGGUCGGGAUGAGCACAGCAUCUACAGGGUGCCUGCUGCCUCCUUCCUGCAGUGUGUCUUAAACUCAGGCUGCACGGUCUCCUUGCGGGCUGUUAACAUGGUGCACUGUCUACAGGAGCUACAACACACAGAGCUAACACGGGCACUGGAGGAGGGCCUACGCAACAACAGCCUGGCUGGCAAGCUGACGCCAAUCAACUGCUCAGUGCUGGCCUACCUGCUGCAGGUGUCCGAAGAAUGCGCUGAGGAGACCAACCUUUCCAACUGCCUCACCUACAGCAUUGUUAAAAGUUUGCUUCCACAGCUGCUCUACUGCACUAACAUCAGACUGGAAAACAAUAAUUUUAAAGAUGAUGUCAUGGAGCUACUAGGCAGCUUGCUGAGUGCAAAGGAUUGUCACCUACAGAAAAUCAGCUUAGCAGAGAAUGCUAUCAGUAACAAAGGAGCCAAAGCCAUCAGCAGGUCUCUGAUGGUCAACAGGAGUCUGACUUCACUUGAUUUUCGCAGCAACAACAUUGGCCCCAAAGGAGCCAAGGCCCUUGCAGAUGCCCUCAAGAGGAAUCAGGUUCUGGUGUCUCUCAGCCUCCAGAACAACUUCAUUGAGGAGGAGGGAGCUAAAUCCAUUGCAGACGUGCUUGUGUCCAACCGCAAACUUGUCACCCUGAACUUGCAGAAGAACUCCAUCAGUACAGAGGGGGCUCAGAGAAUCGCAGAGGCACUGAAGAAAAACCAGACUCUGAAGGAAUUGAUUCUGUCCAGUAACCAGCUGGGGGACAAGGGGUUGGCAGCUCUGGCCCAGGCCCUGACAGUGAACCACAGUCUCGCUGCACUUCACCUCCAAAGCAAUUCCAUCAGCAACAAAGGAGUGGCUGUACUGACUCAGGCCCUACGGCUCAACCGAGGACUCGUCCAUCUGAAUCUCCGUGAGAAUUCCAUUGGGGUGGAGGGAGCGAAAGACAUCGCCAAGGCCCUACAGGAGAACAGCACUCUAAGAAAUCUGGACCUUACAGCAAAUCUGUUGCAUGAUGAAGGGGCAAAGGCCAUAGCUGGAGCAGUGAAGGUCAACCAUGCUCUUAUCUCCCUGCACCUGCAGUGGAACUUCAUCAAAGCCAAAGCUGCCCAGGCCCUGGGUCAGGCCCUGCUGUCAAACACCACCCUGCAGCAACUGGAUCUCCAAGAAAAUGCCAUCGGGGAUGAGGGAAUGAUUGCUCUAGCAGAAGCCCUGAGGAUCAACACAGCUCUCAGUGCACUAUUUCUCCAGGGUGUGUCAGUUGGCCAGAGUGGUGCAAUUGCCCUGGCUGAAGCUCUGAUGGUCAACCAAACUCUACACACCCUUGAUCUGCGGGGAAAUUCCAUUGGAAUGGAGGGAGCGAAGGCCUUGUCAAAUGCACUGAAAGCCAACAGAAGUCUGCGCAUUCUAAAUUUACAGGAGAACUCUCUGGGCAUGGAUGGAGCCAUCUUUAUUGCUACAGCCCUCACUGGGAACCAUAAUCUCACUUAUAUCAACCUCCAGGGGAACCGUAUUGGAGAAUCAGGGGCAAAGGUAAUCUCUGAUGCCAUCAAAACCAACUCUCCAAACUGCGUGGUGGAGAUCUGAGGCGUCUCUGAACCUCUGGCAGGAUUGUAUGUCUAGUGACCCAAGGACACCUCCACCUGGAAACUAUUGAAUCAUCGCGCAAAUCUCAGCCAAUCAGAUAUAAACUCUGUCAUGGUUAUCCUUGCUGUUGUUACCAGUGUACAUGAAGCGAUGUAGUGUGAUUAUCUGUAAAGGCAAAUUGUUCUUGAUUUGUAGCUUUCAUUCAGCCCACCUGCAGUGCACCUAGAUGCAUUUUGUAUACCUGAGAAACAGUAGUUUACCAUGCUAUAAAGACACCUCACUCCAGGUGAACACUGUGCAUGGUUACCUGUUCCAUAACAAGAACACAGGCUCAGUGACUGGUGGAUUAUUCACUGAUGCAGCUAAAGCGAGAAUGUUUUCUGGCUUCUUUUUUAUCUGCACCCUCUGCGUGAUUGAAGCAUCAAUCAUUGUAGCUUCAGACCUACGCAUGUCCAACCUGGAAAUCAGAGGGACUGUGCUGCUCAGCCAUAGCCUUGAAAACU